AUGGCCCGUCUGUCCGUUCCCACGACGGGCCCUCUGUCGUCCGCCGUGCGCAUCCACAAGUCGAACGCCAUCGUACAAAAGAUCGUUGGCCGUCUCUCCCGUCCGGCGCUUCUUUCUCUCGCUCUCGACUGGCUCGACGAAGACAACCAGUUGUUAUGCGCGCCGCAGCUCGGCGGCAGUCAUGAUCCGAACGACUUCUACCCACCGGCCGAGUCGCUGCAACAGUUGCGCCGCUUGUACCUAGAGCUGCAGGCGAGGAAGGGCUCUAAAAAGGAUGUUGUCGAUCGCAUUGCAACAGGUGCGGAUUCAAAAGUGUUUCGCAACCUGGUGGAGGAGGGGAUUCCGAAAGCACUGUCCCAACCACGCAAAAGAUAUACCCUCCAAGCCACAAACGUCCGCAGCAAAAAUCUAUCCCUUCUUCUGUCAUCAAAGGGCGCAGGUCGGACGAACGCCGCUGCGGGUGGGUGGAGCUUCUACGCGGACAGGAAAAAGAACGAGUCACCUCUCGACACCACGUUGCCUACCCCGCCGCUUUCGGAGGACUCUGAGAGCGUCUCUUCUGCUGCAGCGGAACAGGUCACGGCAGCCAAACGGAAGGUCACAUACGACCCAGCAGAAGCGGACCGACUUGAUAAAAAGGCGAGACUUUUGGCGGCUCGCGCCCGAUUCGGGGAUUCAGCAAAGCUCGACGAUGGCCGGGGUAUCGAGCGAGUAGACAUUACGAUGGAGGACUCAUUCUUAGGUCCAGAGAAUAACGUGCCAGUAGACGAAGACGAGGCAUCUUGGGCUCCGGGCGUCAAGCUGACAUUUCGAGGCUCACACGUCUUUGCCGGCAUGCGCCAGCUCGUGGAGGCUGGUGUCAUUAAUGGCAGCAGAAUGCCUGGCUGGCUGACUGGUGAGGAAGGCGUUACUAUUGGGGUUGUCAGGGAUGGCAGGAUCAGGGGAUACAAAGGCUCCGGGAUAUAA
This is a messenger RNA of Verticillium dahliae VdLs.17, 966 nucleotides long. RefSeq lists its product as uncharacterized. Bases 1 to 966 code for a protein of 321 amino acids. The transcript is spliced from 2 exons. Lineage: Eukaryota; Fungi; Ascomycota; Sordariomycetes; Glomerellales; Plectosphaerellaceae. The record is from RefSeq and is a predicted model, not a curated record. Gene Ontology annotation, biological process: chromosome segregation; CENP-A containing chromatin assembly.